UCGAGGAACGCGCGAUCGUAUUUACGUUGUAAACAGCAUGGACAACCGUCAGCGGGGUCAACGACGGAGGGACGCGCCGAUGCUUCCAGCCUGCAUUCGACGAUCAGUCGACGACCAAUUGCUACGGAGGAAAGACGAUGCUUCGUUUUAGCCUUCGUGGAAGAUCGGUUUGCUUCGAGACCUUCGACAAACGUCUCGAGACGUUAGGCAGUGUCCGCGAGUCUUGCACGAUUUUUAACAACAGCUCGAGACAUACGGUAUCAAAGUCGCGUUUAAGAUGUUUGAUCGAUUCCGAAACGCGGUCAAACGGAACCAAAGGCCACCGAUUCUCGUCAACGACGCCGACAUCGACGUCGACUGCCACGACGCCGACGCCAGAGCCAGGGAAAACUUGCUUGUACGAUCUUCAUGUGGAAAAUAGAGGUAAAAUAAUCAACUUUUGCGGCUGGUUACUACCGGUACAAUAUCAAGAGGCAAUAGCCGCGUCUCAUCAACAUACCAGAACCUUUGCGUCGCUCUUCGAUGUCGGUCAUAUGAUGCAAACGCUAGUUUUUGGAAAGGAUGCAACCGAGCUUUUGGAAUCUUUGACGACCAGCGAUCUGAAGAACUUGAGCAAAGGCAGCGCGGUUCUUACGGUGUUUACCAACGAGAAUGGAGGCAUUCUCGAUGACUUGAUAAUUACAAAGGACGACGACCACAAAUACUUUCUGGUGUCUAAUGCUGGAAGAAGAAAUCAAGAUUCUCAAUUGCUCCUCCAACAACAGGAAAACUUCAAACGCCAAGGCAAAUCAAUACAAUUGCAAUUCCUGCAUCCUUUGGAACAGAGUCUUGUCGCGUUACAAGGUCCUACGGCCGCAUCGGUACUUCGAUCGAUUGUAAAAAUCAACUUAAAAAGUCUAACAUUUAUGAACAGCGUAGAAACUACGGUAUUUGGAAGUCGAAUCAGGAUAACUCGAUGCGGAUAUACGGGAGAGGAUGGUUUCGAAAUUUCGAUGCCAGCCAAAAUUGCGCGAACCUUGGUAGAAGCGAUCUUAGACACGCCUGACACGAAACUGGCUGGUUUGGGAGCCAGGGACAGUUUAAGGCUAGAAGCUGGCCUUUGCCUCUACGGGCAUGAUAUCGACGAAGAAACUACACCAGUCGAAGCGGCACUUACCUGGCUAGUAGCUAAAAGAAGGCGAGCGGAAGGAAACUUCCCAGGUGCAAAGAGGAUACUUUCGCAAAUCAAAUCGGGAACUGAGAAAAAACGAAUAGGAUUAACGGUAGUGCAUGGUCCGCCAGUGAGAGAAGGAGCGUGUAUAUUAACUCCAGAAGGUGAAAGCGUUGGCAAAGUCACUUCCGGUGGACCUAGUCCCACCCUUGGACGUUCUAUCGCUAUGGGAUACGUGCCGUCAGAAUUAGCUCACUACGGUGGUGGAAUACUGGUACAAGUUCGAGGGAAAACGUACAAGGCAACCAUCGCAAAAAUACCCUUCGUCAAGACAAAUUACUAUACCGCAAAAUGAUCGAUAUAUUUUACCGUUAUCCAUGUAAAAUUCGAUUGAACGUACUGUACUUCGGUGUAACGUUCCUCUAAAUUUCUAACACUCGAUCCGAUACAAGAAAUACGAUCCACUAAUUAUAAUACAUUUUGUACAUAUUUUUUAUACAAUGUGGCGUUUAAGAAGAGACUUUGAAAGUAUUUGUAAGAAUUGUGUAAAAAAUAUUAUAAUCGAAUGAAAAUUACGAAGCGUAAUAAACAAAGAUUAUUUAUA
Molecule: messenger RNA, 1754 nt
Organism: Bombus terrestris (buff-tailed bumblebee)
Lineage: Eukaryota; Metazoa; Arthropoda; Insecta; Hymenoptera; Apidae
Product: aminomethyltransferase, mitochondrial
Exons: 5
Coding region: 138-1505 (455 amino acids)
Biological process (GO): glycine catabolic process
Cellular component (GO): mitochondrion
Molecular function (GO): aminomethyltransferase activity; protein binding
Source: RefSeq, a predicted model, not a curated record